UCCGGCCCCGCCCGGCGGUUUCCGGGGCGGCGGCGGCGCGCGCGGGACGCGGAGGGAGCGGCGGCCGCCGGGAUCUGCUGUCCUGAAGCCCACAGCACGCUCUGCUGCUCCCCCGAAAUGAUGGCAGAUGAUUUAGACAAGUUUAUUGAAGAUCAGAAGGCCAAGUUGGCACAAGAUAAGGCAGAACUUCAAAAUGAUCCACCUUACAUGGAAAUGAGGAUUAAGGAACCAGAGAAGCUUUCUGACAGUAGCAAAAUGUUAAUCUCCAUGGCUAAAGAAAAUAUACCUCCAAAUAGUCAACAGAACUAUCCUUUAGGUGACUAUGGCUUAAGUUUACCUCUUGGAGAAGAAUAUGAACGCAAAAAACAUAAACUCAAAGAGGAACUUCGACAAGAUUAUAGGCGCUAUCUUUCUCAGGGUAUUUCACAGGCAAAAAGAAAGAAAAAUUAUCUGACUACUGGUGAAGUAGAUCUGUAUACUCAGGGAUUAUCUCUUCCUAUUGAUGAGCGAAAGUCUGCCAAGGAGAAACUACGGCUUGAAAGAAACAAGGAGUACAAUCAGUAUCUCAGGGAUAAAGAAGAGUGGAAUGAAAGGCUAAGGAAAUUAGGGAAGAAAAGCACAGAGAAUGAGAUGGACAGGAAUAAAAAACCUAUUGCUGUUACCAGGUUCUGGCGCCAACCAGAACUACAUACAGAAGUACAGCCCUGCAGUACAGGUGCAGAGCCUCCUAGGAAGGAUGCCUUUACUUCCACAGAAGGUUAUGAAGAGCUGCAGAAUAAGAGAUGGCUGGAAGAAGACAGGUAUCAUAGAAUAGAUGAUGAAGUUGAAUUAAGAAGUCGACUAUUAAAUAAAAGACUUGAUGAAGAUUUGGAUGUUCCUAGUCAAAGACAUCAUGGAUUUGCUAGCCAGUCUGUAAUCCCUGUUAGGAAGCAUCACAGGCUUGACGAUCAUCGCGAUUUUGGUAGAAGAUACUACAGAAUGGACUAUGAGCCUGAGAGGAGUGAAGCAAUGGAUCCUAGAUUGAGAUGUGAAAGCGCUUAUGACAGAAAAACGCCCCGUGUUUUUUAUGCUGAAAGGCCCUAUUUGGAUGGAAUAGUAAGAGAUCUACCUGCAGAUUGUGAAGAUGAAGCAAAGGAGAGAGCAUGUGUGCAGCAGAUCUCAAGAACUGAAAAUUCUAGAAAUCAGGUACAAAUUAGUUCUUCAGCUAAUGAACAGCCCAAGUCUGCAGCCGUAAUGCCAUAUGCAACGAGUCUUGUUCUUGGUGGUCAAGACCGAGAACUUCUCCAAAGGAAAAAAGAGAAAUACAGGCAAGAACUGAUAGAACAGAUGGCUGAGCAACAGCGAAAUAAGAGACGUGAGAAGGAACUUGAGCUUUCAGUUGCUGCUUCUGGAGCUCGAGACCCAGAAAAGAAGCCAGAUAGGUUGAAGCAGUUCGGCUUGACAGCGAGAGCUUCUGAAGAGAAAGUACCUCCUGAAAGGCCUCGAGUGGCUUUCCAAACUCCAGUGCCCGUCCCUUCAGCCUCUCCAGUGAAUGAAGAUUUCCACAGGGGACUGGCGAGCACUCUUGGUGAAAUAGCAGCGCCGAGGCUUGCACCGAUGCCUCCACCACCACCGCCAGCUUUGGUAGAGAACUACAGAACACCUUAUGAUGAUGCGUAUUACUUUUAUGGAGUUAGGAAUCCUUUGGAUCCCAGUCUUGCAUAUUAUGGUACAGGUAUGAUGGGAAUGCAGCCCACACCUAAUCUCGAUCAACCUUUAGGCCAAGCCCCAGCAGAGCAAUCUGUAAGUAACAUUGGACAAAGGAAUACAGGAGACAGACAAGGAAGCGUAGGUGUAUUUUCUGAAGAAAAGACAAAGCCUUCCAAAGAGGCAACAUUGUCUUAUCAACAAGAAUUACAACAGCAGAUAAGAGAGAGAGAGGAACAACGCAGGCAAGAGAGAGAGGAGAAGGAACGCUAUGAAGCCAAGUUAGAAGCAGAAAUGAGGAAUUACAACCCCUGGGGAAAAGGUGGUGGUGGCGCUCCUCUCAGAGAUGCAAAAGGAAAUCUGAUAACGGAUUUGAAUAUGAUGCACAAGCAAAAUGAAGGUACAUUUCGUAAUCCAGAGGCAAGACUAUAUGAAGAUAAAGGAGGUCUUCUAUCUGUUGACCUAAAUUUGGCCUCCCCGAGACCUGAGAACACAGAAGCAUCUACAAAUAAAAUAGCAGGUUUUCCAUUUGCACAGACCUCUCCUUUUGCUCGAGGGAAUGUAUUCGGUGAACCACCGUCUCCACAGCAUCUUAAGCGACAAGAGUCAUACAAGAACUUUCUUCGUCUACAGAUUGAAGAAAAGAGACGUAGGGAAGAAGCAGAGCGAGAAAAACUUAGACUGGAAGAAGAAAAAGAAGAAAAACGAAUAGCUGAAGAGAGGAUGAGAAUUCAAAAAGCAUAUGAAGAUGAACAAGAAGAGAAAAGAAAGAAAGAGGAGGAGCGAAGACUAAAAGAUAAAGAAAUGAUUCGAUUAGAUGAAGAAAGGAAAAAAGAGGCAGAAAAAAGAAGAAAAGAGAAAGAAGAAAAGCAAGAUGAACAACUUAGACAAUAUUUUGAGAAAGAGAAGAUGGAAGAAGAAAGGAAGAUGUUUUCAAGGCAGCCUUCUCCCAUCAUUCCUGCUUUUCAGAACAAAACAAUAAGAAAAGAAGACAGGAUUCCCUCUGCUGAGAGCCGUAUAUCUUACUACACACAAGAUCCUCCACAACUGAGACCUCCUUCUCCACCUGUCCCUGCUAGAAGAAAUCAAUUGCGUGCACUUGAGGAAAGAAAGAAUGUGAUUAAUGAAUUAUCAGAGAUGAAGAAGCAGCUUCGUAGCGAAGAGAGGCGACUGCAGGAACAGUUGCUAAAUGUGGCCAGUGAUGACGAUGUACCAAUUACACGUGUGAGGAGAGAAAAGAAUCCCAAGGACAUAUUUGAGAUGGCCAGGCUUCGUCUGCAGGCUCCAGUAAGGCGAGCUUCAUCAAAGGAGGCACAAGAUCCUGUCAAUAUACAGAAUAUCUGGGAAUUUAAUGAACUUAAAUACAAAGAUGCAGAAACACGUAUGGGCUUGAGGCACAUGUAUCCUGAUCCUCCAAAAGAUGACCAGACCCUAGAGAUUCAACAGCAGGCACUGUUGAGAGAGCAGCAAAAGAAACUUGACAGAAUGAGAAUGAGGAGAGGGACCGGAGAUGGUUCUGCUUCUGGCAAUAACGCACAAAAGAUAGGACUGUUCAGGAAUGAAUCUAAUGAAUUCUUGAAAAAUUCACUGUUGGAAUCUGAUAGUGCUUUCAUUGGUGCUAAUGGGGAAAUGUUUCCUGCCUUAGGAGAAGUUAAUUUAUCACCCCAGUUUCCACUUUCUGCAAGGGAGAGGAGACGAAUAAAGCAGAAAGCUUCGGAGUAUGCUGAGGAUGUUCCACCGAGCCAGACACCAUUGCUGCAGCCUGACAGCUUUUCUUUGCACUCGAACUUCAGCCUUGAUGUUGAUCAGUUGAAAGGCAAGAAUGAAGAACGAUUGCGCAGACUGAUGGAGCUCCAGCAGAAAUCUGCUUACUUAGGUGAUAAUAUUUCCCUAGAAGUGGACGACCUUUUGAAGCACGCUUCAUCUAAUGCUGGCAGACGGCCCAGUUCUGUUGACACGGUUGCAACAGAGCCCUGGCUGCGACCAGGAACGUCCGAGACGCUCCGCAGGUUCACGGACGAACGGUCAAGCCCAGCAAAGCUUUCGCCUGAAAACACACUGCUGAGUUGGGAAGGGCUCUCAACCGCGCACGGCUGAGCCGAGCCCUCGCGAAGCAGCCGUGCCUUCCAGCCGGGGAGGGACCACACAGCACUCCUGCACUUUCCAAGGUCUCUUGUAGGGAUGGUUCUCUUCCAUGUACAUAGUGUGGAGCUGUACCUAGAAUGGAAAAUAGCAAUAAUAAAGUAACAGAAGCUGCAGCGUAACAGAGAUUUAAAGCAGGGAUGGUUUAGAUAUGAAAGUGAGGGAAGAGCUUGGCUGUUUUUGCACUUUUUAUACAAGUUAAGUUUCAGCCUUAGAGCUGAACUUACCACAAAACCAAUGUGUGUGUGUGUGUGUAUGCAUUUGUUUGUGUGUAAAUUUAAUAGUAAAUCAAAGUUAAUUCCUAGCUUUUUUUAUAGCCAGGUUCUCAAACUGUCUGGAAAUUGAGCAGAGAUGCAUUUUGAGCUUUUCCUGAAAGAGCAAAUAACUUGGAAAAGGGAACUUAGUUUUGAUGCAGUGAGGAGUGUUAUCCUGCAUGAAAGCUCAGCAGACUGUUACACGGAGAAAUGACCAUCAGCAAUGUAUCUUGUGUUCCCUACCCUGUUAUGUGCUGGAAAUAGGGAUAUUCUUGCAUAUGUUUAACUUAUGGUUCUGAUUUAAAACUUAAUAAAUUAUUUUGUUACAAAAAAUGUGACAGCAGUGUUAAACAUUCUUAAUUUAUCAUUUGCUUCACCCUACGUUUACUCAUGAAGAAGAAUGCUCAAAGCGGCAGGAAAAGCACAUGGAGAAGUUGCUGAAUAGAAGCACAGGUCUUUCUUCAGCAAAGAUGGGUAGAUGGAAGGAAAAACUUAGUUCAGUGAACUGAAACGCCAAGGUGAAGCAAGGGUAAGGUUGUGGCUUUUGUGUUGGUUAGGAAUUCCCACCCAGCUGCCAAAGCUUUGAUGGGCACGGGAAAAAAAAAAAAGGACAGAACCAUUUGUAAACCGUAUCUUUGUUGUUACUAAAAUGUCUUCAAGCUUCUCUCUCCCUGCUUGAAGGCCAGGGCAGUUCUGUGAUAACAGCAGGUAAGAGCUGCUCGCUAAGUGACUCACUUCAGGGUUGGGUGGUUUAGCUGCUUCCUGGGUUUAGCCUGUUCCUUCCCAAAAAGGAAGUGCCAAAGAAUUCCAGUGCGUACCAUGAGUUCUUGGUUCACAGGCCAAAAGGCCCAUUGGUGUUAUCAGUUUGGCCAGUAAGAAAGGCAAGGAUCUCAGUGAACCCGAGACCUAGGCUGGGUUGUGGAGCACAGGCCUGGCGGCUGCUGAAUCCUCAAUUUCCCAGAGGCACAAAUCCAAAACAUGAUUUUAAGCAGGCAAAGGUUUUAUAACAGUUGCCACCGUAGCACUGUGCCUCUCAGGCUGAAGCCUGCCUUAUGUGUCACAUUUUUCUUCAAUUCACCACCUGCCAGCCCUUCCCUGGGUUUUGACACCUGAUGACUCUUCACUUGCUUCAUGAGUUGAGCUGUGCGAUACACUCACUCCAGGCUAGAAGCAGACCUUGUCUUUUCCUUCUUUCUCAUCUAGAGGCCUACACAGUUAACUUUUAUUCCCUGAACUUUGAUUAGUUUUAUUCCCCCCAGGAACAUGAAGUCAGUGUUACCCCAAAAAGCAGCCUCGGUUAACUGCAAGAACUGUUGUGAAUGCACAGAGUGCCUCGGGAUGGCAGCUGUUUCUUCCAGUUCAAGCCUAGGAUGCUGCAGUGUUGGUGCUUCUUUUCACCCCUGCAGUGACCUGAAGCCACUGAAUUCAAUUAACCUCACAGCAUUUAGUAUAAGCAAUUCCCCUCAUCCUCACACUUGUCCUCCCUUUGGCAUCCAGGCUGCCUCUCAGGCUACUUUUGGCCUUUCCCCAGCUUUCCUUCAGCUUUCCCUGCGUCUCUAAAGCCCAGGUGUGGGCAGAGCCUUUCUAUUUAUCACUACAGCCUCAUCUGCAAAUAAAAGCAGCUGCAACCCUGAGCUCAGAGUUGAGAUGCCCGAAACAGGACACAGCUGGUCCCAACCCUGCUCUUCUGAUAACCAUCACGGACACAAAAUGGUUUGGAGAGCUACAGGUGGACCACACGACCCAGAGCACAGCUGGGCAGUCCUGGCACUGCAAGAAGAACAAAGAAGAGGUAACAGGGAAGAGUCACGAUACCACAGGAGCUCAGUCUCCAAUGAAACAAGACUAAACAGCUAUUAGGCCUUUUCCACCCAAGCAAUAAAUAAGGAAAGGCAGGAGACAGCCAUGCUGUAAAAAAAGUCAUUACUGAAGGGGACUACAGAACAGAAAAACGAAGCAGGAAGGUUUAAAGCAAAAAAACACGCCAUAAAACCCCCAAAUUACCAAAAUUUUUAGAUAAUCUCUUCUACUCGUUGCCACAGACUGCUGAAAUCUUGAACACAGAAAUUGGAAAAGGAAUUGGGCAAACACAUGGAAAAGAGAGACAUAAAUGGCAGAAUGACUGGGGAACAGCGUCAGAACACCUCGAUAAUGGUACCAAGGACACACGAGUGUCACAGCGUGUGACAUCAGUAGGGACAGGCCACGUGACAGUUACAGAAUUGCUGCUGAUCACCAUCAAACAGACAAAACAAACCUCUGGUCUGGCCCAGCACUGUGGUUUAGGGUUUAAACAUUACACAACAAAAUGAAAAAAUAAAAGGCUGGACUAUUGCAAUUAAAGUAACCUCAAUUCUCCCCCUUCUGACUUCAAUAAAUGCAAUUUGGUUUUGCUCCACCUCAAUUAAUGUUAUGGUAGAAUUCUCAGUCACAGGUCAGGCCUUUUAAUUCAACACUGUCUCUUGCGUAGCUGUUUCAUCAAACUGCUUAUGCUUAUUGAACUGCUGUGUUCGGCUACACUUCACCCAUCUCCCAGUUCACUGGCGAGAGGCACAUCCAUUCCUCUCUGCGAUCAGGCUCCCUCAUCCACUUUCUCAUCUUCACGCUUCUCUCCUUUGCUAGUUCCGAGUUCUGUAAGAACACACUUGAGAACAAUUCAACUCCAGUUUUACUUACAAAAUCAAAGAUGCUGACCAGGCUUAAGCUGGCUGAAGUGCUGCGAGUCAGCAGUUGGACCAACUGUGAUCCCAGCCUUUCCCUUCCAUCCACCCUUAUCCCAUAGCCGCCUGUAUUCCUCUUUUAAUUCCCAGAAGGCAGAAGGCAGCAUUAGCCUUUCUGUCUGUGCAGCACUAACAGGGUUCAUUUGACCAGUCCAGCCACAAGCAUGUUUUUUCCUCCUUGUUCUUUUCCUAUUAAACUUACCGCUCUCUUUCACUCUCUAGGUCUUUCCCUAACACCAAGGCAUAACCUGGCCAAACAAAAGCCCCCCACCUUCCUGCCCCCAGUGGCGGGGGUUUGCUCCUUUGAAACAAGGGCAUGAUUCCAAGAAUCACAGAAUGGUUUGGGU
Cuculus canorus (common cuckoo) is the source of this 7149-nucleotide messenger RNA. RefSeq names its product centrosome and spindle pole associated protein 1 (gene CSPP1). Gene Ontology annotation, biological process: positive regulation of cytokinesis. Gene Ontology annotation, cellular component: microtubule; centrosome; spindle pole. The transcript is spliced from 31 exons. Lineage: Eukaryota; Metazoa; Chordata; Aves; Cuculiformes; Cuculidae. The coding region runs from base 118 to 3783 and encodes 1221 amino acids. The record is from RefSeq and is a predicted model, not a curated record.